GAGCCCAUUUUCGGGGGGCCUUUAACCAACGAGUCCGAACAUGCGUGGACCAAGCUGAUCCCAAUGGGUAAAGGCUUCGUGCACAUCAACAACGAAUCCGAGCUGGACCCCGUGCCAGGACUCGAUACAUCGCUUCCCCAUCAGCGCGCCAUGGUGGCGGUCUUCCAUCAAUUGCACUGUCUUUACAUCACGCGGCAGUCGUAUUUCGCUGCGCGCGCGGGAAACCUCGAUGAUCUUCGGCCGGAACAUCUGUCGCACUGCUGGGAUUACCUGCGCCAGACCAUCAUGUGCGCGGGCGAUACGACCCUCGAAUGGCUAGGGCCGCCGCCUCGUGAUGUCGGAAGUACAGGCUGGGGUUAUCAGCACCAAUGUAAAGACUAUGCUGCAAUAUAUGGCUGGGCGGAGAAGAAUCGCCUGACGGACACCAAGAAGAUUCAU
Zymoseptoria tritici IPO323 is the source of this 438-nucleotide messenger RNA. RefSeq lists its product as uncharacterized. Gene Ontology annotation, biological process: mycotoxin biosynthetic process. The record is from RefSeq and is a predicted model, not a curated record. The annotation marks the transcript as partial. The transcript is spliced from 3 exons. NCBI's taxonomy places the organism in Eukaryota, Fungi, Ascomycota, Dothideomycetes, Mycosphaerellales, Mycosphaerellaceae.